Messenger RNA from Camelina sativa (false flax), 1152 nucleotides. Its product is annotated as serpin-Z1-like. Lineage: Eukaryota; Viridiplantae; Streptophyta; Magnoliopsida; Brassicales; Brassicaceae. The record is from RefSeq and is a predicted model, not a curated record. Gene Ontology annotation, molecular function: serine-type endopeptidase inhibitor activity.
CUUUCGUUACAGAUCAAAAACAUGGAUGUAAGAGAAGCUAUGAAGAAGCAAACCGACGUCGCAAUGAUCCUUUCCGGACAAGUUUUAUCUUCCGCACCAAAAGACUCAAACGUCAUCUUCUCUCCGGCGUCCAUAAACUCUGCGAUCACCAUGCACGCCGCUGGUCCCGGAGGUGAUUCAGCCGCCGUUGAAAUCCUUUCCUUCCUCAGAUCUUCUUCAAUCGAUGAGCUCAAAAACAUCUUCCACGAACUAUCCUCCUUCGUCUACGCCGACAGUAGCGCUAGUGGCGGCCCAAAGAUCAAGUCCAUGAAUGGCCUCUGGAUAGAUAAGUCACUUCGUGUUGAUCCCAAGUACAAGGAUCUCUUCGAGAACUUCUUCAAGGCUCUUUACGUUCCUGUAGAUUUCCGAUCCAAGGCUGAAGAAGUGCGUAAAGAGGUGAAUUCAUGGGUUGAACAUCACACCAAUAAUCUCAUCAAGGAUCUUCUUCGUCCUGAUUCAGUGACAAGCCUAACUGACAUGAUUUACGCAAAUGCCUUGUAUUUCAAGGGAGCUUGGAAAAGACCAUUUGAAAAGUACGAUACAAGAGACUAUGACUUCCACCUUGUCAAUGGCACAUCAGUUUCUGUCCCAUUUAUGACCAGCUAUGAAGACCAAUACGUAAGAGCUUAUGACGGUUUCAAGGUCCUCAGACUCCCUUACCGACAAGGCAGUGGUGGUACUGGUACCAAAUGUAAUUUCUCAAUGUAUUUCUAUCUCCCUGACAAGAAAGAUGGAUUGGAUGAUCUCUUGGAGAAAAUGACAUCUACACCUGGAUUCUUGGACAGUCACAUCCCAAGUUACAGAGAUGAACUUGAUAAAUUUAGAAUUCCAAAGUUUAAGAUCGAAUUCGGUUUUUCUGUUACAAAUGUUUUGAAUCGACUGGGAAUGUAUUCAAUGUUAAUGUACCAUAAAGCUUGUGUCGAGAUCGAUGAAGAAGGUGCUGUAGCUGCGGCUGCAACUGAUGUGCUAGUAGGUUGCGCUCUUGGUAUGGAGCCUCCUAAGAAGAUAGAUUUUGUGGCUGAUCAUCCAUUUCUUUUCCUUAUUCGAGAAGACAAUACUGGGACUGUUCUGUUCGUUGGUCAGCUCUUCGACCCUUCGGAAUCUUGUUCCUAA